Messenger RNA from Suillus subalutaceus, 864 nucleotides. RefSeq lists its product as uncharacterized. NCBI's taxonomy places the organism in Eukaryota, Fungi, Basidiomycota, Agaricomycetes, Boletales, Suillaceae. Bases 1 to 864 code for a protein of 287 amino acids. The record is from RefSeq and is a predicted model, not a curated record. The transcript has 10 exons.
AUGCCUAAGUCCCCCAGCAUUGUCCAAUCCACUUACACAGGCUCCAGCUGUAUUGUAUUUCAUCAGGUGUUCCUUCCACAAUAUGUGGUCGCCCUGGCUGAUUGGAGGGCGGGAUAUCUACUGGAGGGUGGUAUAGUGCCCACAACGGUGUGCCUAACCACCCUCUUGGAUAAUGGAGGCUUGGAGGGUGGUAUUGUGCCCACGCCGGUGUGCCUAACCACUCUCCUCCAACCCUUGGGACAAUGGGGGCUUGGAGGACGGUACAGUGCCUACGCUGGUGCACCUAACCACCCUCCUUCAACAAUUUGGGUCAGGGAGAUCUAUUUGCCAGUACCAGACCGGGGCAAAGAGGGCUCCUCCGCCACGGCCUUUACCCCUAACUUAAUAAAUGCUUCCAAAAAAGAAAGUGUGCCCCUUCUGGGCCCUACAACUAAGUCACGUGACUGGCUGCUGCUUCUCGCCCAAUGGGGCUUGACAGCCCAUCCUGGAAUCCAUCUAAGCUUGGCAAAACAACUGCUCAUGGAUACCAACAUCAUCCUACCUUCCUUACAGUUCCUCUAUUUUUGUACUGGGCAGCGGACAAGUGAGUGCGUGUUGGUGCGCAGUACAGGAAAUAGUCAGACUAUUCUGACUACCCUUGUACUGGAUAUGAACAUCAUCCUAUCUUCCUCACAGUGCACAUUGGCAUGUGGGGUGGUGAAGGCAAUGGCUUCUUCAGUAGCUGCGCCAAGCUUAGAUGGAUUUGAGGAUAUCCCCAAACUUUGGCUGUCUAAACUUGGCAAAGCUGCUCAAGAAGUUGCCGCCUAUGCCAACUCAUCAAUGGCCUACCCUCAAAUCUGUCUACAAAUCCGCCGAAGCUGGUGA